This is a messenger RNA of Lathyrus sativus (Indian pea), 234 nucleotides long. Lineage: Eukaryota; Viridiplantae; Streptophyta; Magnoliopsida; Fabales; Fabaceae. The record is from the annotation of a GenBank genome assembly.
AUGGCUGACUUAGAAACCUCCUCUAACAAUGUUUCAGCUGAUUCUACAGUUUUUGUAGAUCAACAAUCUAGCCAAGGUUCAAAUGUUGAAUUUUCUGAAAACGAGGAAAUGCUUAUUGCUAUGGUUUAUAAUCUCGUUGGGGAGAGGUGGUCAUUGAUUGCUGGAAGAAUUCCUGGAAGAACAGCUGAAGAAAUAGAAAAGUAUUGGAAUUCAAGAUACUCAACAAGUGAAUGA